AUGGCCUGCUGUGCUACUAGCUUCUGUGGCUUUCCCACUUGCUCCACAGGUGGCACCUGUGGCUCCAGCUGUUGCCAGCCCAGCUGCUGUCAAUCUAGUUGCUGCCAACCUAGCUGCUGCCAGCCCAGCUGCUGCCAGCCCAGCUGCUGCCAGCCCAGCUGCUGCCAGUCCAGCUGUUGCCAGCCCAGCUGCUGUGGCAUUGGCAGUGGCCAGGAGGGUGGCAGUGGAGCCGUGAGCUGCCGUGUAAGGUGGUGCCGCCCUGACUGCCGCGUGGAGGGCACCUGCCUGCCCCCCUGCUGUGUGGUGAGCUGCACACCCCCAACCUGCUGCCAGCUGCACCAUUCCCAGGCCUCCUGCUGCCGCCCAUCCUACUGUGGACAGUCCUGCUGCCGCCCAGCCUGCUGCUGCUACUGCUGCCAGCCCAGCUGCUCUGAGCCCAGCUGUUGA
Molecule: messenger RNA, 447 nt
Organism: Mastomys coucha (southern multimammate mouse)
Lineage: Eukaryota; Metazoa; Chordata; Mammalia; Rodentia; Muridae
Product: keratin-associated protein 9-3
Exons: 1
Coding region: 1-447 (148 amino acids)
Cellular component (GO): keratin filament
Source: RefSeq, a predicted model, not a curated record